Messenger RNA from Daucus carota subsp. sativus, 6723 nucleotides. RefSeq lists its product as uncharacterized. The record is from RefSeq and is a predicted model, not a curated record. The transcript has 15 exons. Gene Ontology annotation, molecular function: protein kinase activity; ATP binding. The coding region runs from base 571 to 5703 and encodes 1710 amino acids. Gene Ontology annotation, biological process: protein phosphorylation; recognition of pollen. Lineage: Eukaryota; Viridiplantae; Streptophyta; Magnoliopsida; Apiales; Apiaceae.
UUGUUUUGACAAAAUUUUAGUGUGAGAAAACUUGAAAGAAGCCUCUCUUUGUUUUCUUGGCUGCCUACACCUAAUUGUAUAUGGUACAGAUUUUAUUUAUGCGGUUAGGUAUGUCAUAUGUGGUUGUCAUUCUUAGAUGAAUGUCGAAGAAGACAAGACUUAUUGAUUAAUAUUCUUACAACUUUCUUCUAUACUUCUAUUAUUUCAACUCGCUGAGCAUUAGUUUUGGACUUUUCCCAAGUGGGUGUUUUACAAAUUUAACUCCUCCUUUUCUUGAACAAAAACUAUGAUUCUUUAUUCAACCUUUUGCAGGUCAAUAAUGUACACAAACUGCUCUAAUUGUAUUAUAUUGUCUUGCUGAUGCUUUUGGCCCAAACUGAAUAGCCCUCAGGGGGCUUAAGUUGGUUGUAGAGCCUGCCUUGAGUCUAAUUGUACUCUUAUUAUUAAUCAAGGUUUAUCAAAAAAAAAAGAAUAGCCCUUGAAUCUUGAAUUCUUGAUCAACAUAAAGUUAGUAUGUGCUUCAUUGUACAUAAUGUCUGAGCUCUCCUAAUCCGCAUUAAAAAAAAAAAGAUGACCAAGAUUUACAGAAACCCAAGAAUUGUUGAUCUUUGUCUCAUCAUCUUGUUCUACCACAAUUAUGUUGGAUUCUCACAAACUCUGCUCGGCAAUCAGCUCAUGCAAGGUGAGGUGAUGAAGGAUGGUCAGAUCAUAAUAUCAGAUAACCAAGACUUUGCUUUUGGAUUCUUUAGUCCAGGUAACUCAUCUUUUAGAUAUGUUGGUGUGUGGUAUAAUAAUAAUCAAGAUAGAACAGUUGUAUGGGUUGCUAAUAGAAACAAUCCCAUUUCUGGAAAAUCUGGUCUGUUAAGUUUUGGUGAUGAUGGGAAUUUGAGGCUUACAAAUGGGAAUAAUUCUGAUAUAAUAUGGUCUACUAAUUCUUCAUCGAUAUCGAAAAACUCUUCAAUAUCUCUUAGGGAUACUGGAAAUCUUGCUCUUUGCAGAAGUGAAGAUGUUGAUAAUAAUAACAAGGCUUUGUGGCAAAGCUUUAGUCAUCCAACUGAUACAUUUUUGCCAGAAAUGAGAGUUUAUACUGUGUCUCAAACAAGAGAUCUUUUGAAACUUGUUUCUUGGAAAAGUCCAAGUGAUCCUUCAGAAGGGAACUAUUCUAUGGCAUUUGAUCCACGAGGAUCACCACAGAUAGUUGUUUGGGAGGGAAUGAAUAAUCGUAAAUGGAGAAGUGGCCACUGGAAUGGCCUUAUUUUUCUUGGCGUGCCUAAUAAUAGGGCGCGCUUUACCUCGGGUUUUGGGACAACAACUGAUAGUAGCAGUGGAGAUACAUACUUCUCUUAUACAGCUGCAAACAGAUCACAGCUAGUGAGAUUUAAUAUUUUGCCGAAUGGAAAGACUGAUCAGUUGAUUUGGGAUGAUAGUAAGCAAGUUUGGAAUGUGGCACUGUCACAGCCAUCUGAUGAAUGCGGAAAUUAUAAUAUAUGUGGGGAUUUUGGAGUUUGUAACAUGAAGGAUUCAAAAAGAUGUAGUUGUAUCAAAGGGUUUGGUCCAAAAUCCGAAGAUGAGUGGCGUAGAGGAAAUUGGUCUGGUGGAUGUAUUAGGAAGAAGGCUCUGAAGUGUGACAAGAAUGGUACUAAUGAUGGUUUUUUGCCACUGGAGGGAGUAAAAUUACCUGAUUUUGUAGAUAUAUUGGCCGGUGAAACAACUUUGGAUGGAUGUGGAGAUAAAUGUACAAAGAAUUGUUCUUGCAGUGCCUAUGCAUAUGUAGUUGGAAUCGGAUGCAUGGUAUAUGGUGGCGAAUUGAUUGAUAUCGAACAUCUUGGAAGUGACAAUACACUGUAUGUUCGUGUAUCAAAAUCUGAACUCGGAGGUAAGAAAAGUGUAUCAAGUGCAGCAAUCAUAGCAAUUGCAGUAGUUGGAACAAUUAUUAUUGGGAUUAUACUGUGGGCUUCCUGGAGAUUCCGAGGAAAAAUUAAAGGCUCAUGGAAGAAGCAGAGUACUUCAUUGUUAACUGUCACGAGGAGAAGUGAAGAAUUAUCUGCGGAAUUUUUGGGAGUCGAUGAGCUUACAUCUGAAGGGAAGCAAGGUACUGGACCACAUUUGCCACUAUUCAGCUUUACUUUUGUGGAAUUAGCCACUGAUUAUUUUGCCAACAAGAACAAACUUGGUCAAGGGGGCUUUGGUCCUGUAUACAAGGGAGUGUUACCUGGGGGACAAGAAGUGGCUGUUAAAAGGCUCUCAAAAUUGUCCGGACAAGGCUUAGAGGAAUUUAAAACUGAAGUGAUACUGAUAGCCAAGUUGCAGCAUCGAAAUCUCGUUAGACUGCUUGGCUGUUGCAUUGAAGGGGAAGAAAAGAUGUUGAUUUAUGAAUACAUGCCUAACAGAAGCUUGGAUUCCUUUCUUUUCGACGCAAUGCAUAGAUCACAACUGGACUGGAGUAGACGGUAUGCAAUCAUUGAAGGAGUUGCAAGAGGGCUACUCUAUCUUCAUCGGGACUCCAGACUUAGAAUAAUUCAUCGAGAUCUAAAAGCUAGCAAUAUCUUGUUAGAUGAAGAAAUGCAGCCAAAAAUUUCAGAUUUCGGCAUGGCAAGAAUAUUUGGAGGGAACCAAAUUGAAGCUAAUACAAUUCGAGUUGUUGGUACAUAUGGUUAUAUGUCCCCGGAAUAUGCAAUGGAAGGCUUAUUUUCAGUAAAAUCUGAUGUAUACAGCUUUGGUGUAUUACUAUUAGAAAUUGUCAGCGGUCACAGGAAUAAUACUUUUCACUCACCUGAAUGCAGUAACCUUAUUCGAUAUGCAUGGACCUUAUGGAAAGAUGGCAAAACUGAGGAGAUGAUUGAUCCUUUGAUUGCUGAUUCUCGUAAAAUUGCACUCCACUGCAUCCAUGUAGGACUGUUGUGUGUGCAGAUGUCUGCAGCACAGAGACCAACUAUGUCACAAGUUCUGAACAUGUUAGAGAGCGAGAGUACUAGUCUUCCACUGCCCAGAGUUCCAGAUAUGUCAUCAAUGAACUCCACAGAGAUGGAAUCAGCUAUGCGAGAUCAUGAUAUCAAUUUAUCCUCCACAGAGGUAACUGUUACAGAAGUGAUUGGAAGUUUAAUUGUAAUGGAUUCAGCUGUGGUACUUUCAUGGUUUACAAUAGUUCUUCUCUUCCAUAGUUGUGACUCAAUUGACACAAUAACUUCAACUCAGUUCUUAUCUGAUGCGAAAAAUGAAUUUCUUUUAUCUUCCAAUGAGGAUUUCUGCCUCGGCUUCUUCACCGCUGCCAAUGCUUCUUCUAAAAGGUACUUGGGGAUAUGGUUCAACAAAGUUCCGACACAGCAUAUAGUUUGGGUUGCUAACAGGAAUGAUCCUAUAGUGACCAAAGAUGCUGUUUUCAAGAUCAAUACUGAAGGCAACAUCGCAAUUUUCUCUGACAAAAGUGCAACAAAGCCUCUGUGGUCCAGCAAUAUAUCCGAAAAUUUAAGUACUAUGAACGCGACUGCCAGAUUAUUGGAUUCAGGAAAUUUGGAAUUAACUAUUGCAGAAGGAUCAGAUGGUCGCAAAAGGAUGUGGCAAAGCUUUGAUCAUCCGACAGAUACUAUUUUACCUGGGAUGAAACUUGGGCUGGAUAAGAAGACUGGUUUGAACAGGGUAAUGACAUCCUGGAAGUCGGAGGAUGAUCCAGCAGAAGGUGAGUAUAUUAUGAUGUUGGAAACGCAAGGGCUGCCUCAGUUCUUCUUGCGUCAGAAAAAUUUGGAUGCUCCUAUAUGGCGGAUAGGCCCGUGGAAUGGUGUAACACUGAGUGGUGCAGCCAGACUGGCAAAUAGUCUUAAGACUUCUGUAGUGGAUUUUUCCCAGUUUGCUUCGCUCUUCAAUUAUACGUACAUUGAAAAUAAAGAUGAGGUAUACAUGACUCUAACAUUCCCCAACCCUGGAAGGUUCCGAAAGUAUGUGAUGGACUUCAAGGGACUUGCUCAACAAAGUUUUUAUCAUUAUGCUCCUCAAGAAAAGACUUAUUAUACCAACAGAUGGAUUCCAUUUUGGUCUGCUCCAAAUCCGUCAGAUGGCUGUGACAAAUAUAUGACUUGUGGAAAAAAUUCUGUAUGCAGCUCCAGCAAUAGCAGUACUCCUAACUGCACCUGUUUGCCAGGGUACGAAAAAGAAUCAGAUCAUGUACAUUGCAAGGAAAAAAGGAAAAAUCUGCAUGUAUGUGGAAAAGGUAAAGGAGAAGGAUUUGUGAAUUUAACUAGCAUAAAGCUUCCAGAUUCAAGACGUGCGAGAUAUAUUGCAAAUUUCAGCUUAAAAGAGUGCGAGGUAGAGUGUUUGAAGAGCUGCAAGUGUAAUAGCUAUGCUAGUGCUAAUGUUCAGGUAGGUGGAAAAGGUUGCUAUGUAUGGGAAGGUGAAUUAAAUGAUAUCAGAACAUAUCAAGAUGGACAGGACUUCUAUUUGCGUAUUGAUUCUGUAGAGCUAGCUCUUUCCCAGAAGUCUAGCAGGAGUGAUGUAAAGAAGAGGAUUCCUGCUGUUAUCAUCGUCUUGAUUGUUGUUUUUGGUGUGAUUUUGCUGUUUGGUUGCCUUUACGCGUAUAGAAUACACACUGUGAGAAAAGGCCAGAGGCAGAAGCAGAGGUACCGAGAUAUGAUGCUUGCAGGUUCAGAUGCAGAGACAAAUAACGAUUUCACCACUGCUGACAACUUUACAGAUAACAGCAACAUAGAUUUGACAUUCUUUGAUUUAGAUACCAUCAUAAGAGCAACAGACAAUUUCUCCCCAGCUAAAAGACUUGGACAAGGAAGUUUUGGUCCCGUUUUUAAGGGUGAAUUAUCAAAUGGACAUGAGAUAGCUGUGAAGCGGCUAUCGAGAACCUCAGGCCAAGGCAUUUCUGAAUUUAAGAAUGAAGCUCUGCUAAUAGCAAAACUUCAACACAGGAAUCUUGUCAAACUUCUUGGAUGCUGCAUCGAUGAAGGGGAAAAGAUGCUAAUCUAUGAAUACAUGCCUAAUAAAAGCUUGGACUAUUUAAUUUUUGAUGAAAGUAAGAAAUCAAUGUUAAAUUGGAGAAAGCGCCAUGAGAUUAUUGUUGGAAUUGCACGAGGGAUCUUGUAUCUCCAUCAAGACUCCAGGCUUAAAAUAAUUCAUAGAGAUUUGAAAGCUGGUAACAUUCUUCUUGAUAUAGAGUUGAAUCCUAAAAUUUCUGACUUCGGAACAGCCAGAAUAUUUGGAGGAGAUCAAGUAGAAGCAAACACCUGCAGAGUGGUUGGAACCUUUGGUUAUAUGUCACCGGAGUAUGCUCUAGAUGGCUUUUUCUCUGUAAAAUCAGAUGUGUAUAGUUUCGGAGUCCUCCUACUGGAGAUCAUUAGCGGAAAAAAGAACAACAGAUAUUUUGAGGACAUCCCAAAUUCAAGUUUGAUCAAACAUGUAUGGGAAUUAUGGAGCAAUGGCAGGGCCUUGGAGAUGGUGGACACAUCAUUAACCGAGGAUCCUCCAGCACAUGAAGUUUUGCGAUGCAUUCAAGUAGGACUCUUAUGUGUGCAGGACAAUGCUGCAGAUAGACCGACAAUGUCAACUAUUGUAUUCAUGUUAAGCAACGAAGCAACACUUCCUUGUCCAAAGCAGCCUAUGGUCGCUGUCUACAGAAGUACUGAUAAUACUGAUUCAACAUCGACUGGGACAAGAUCAUCUUCAAUAAACGGGGUCACAAUUACUGACGUUGGUGCACGAUGAAGACAAACUUUCUUUCAAGAAAUGUACAUACAUUUUAGCACAACCACAAGGCCUAAAAACCUCAUGGAUCAAUGGACAUAUAUAGAACGUUAUUAAUGUUGUCUGGGAAAUAUAUAUGGAACAUCAGCGACCAUCCAUAACUGAAGUAGAUAAAGUAUUCACUGAAUAAUUUCCAGUGCUGACUAGUCCUAAGCCCAAGCUACCACUAGUUGUAAAAGCAGGUUUUUUAGGAAAAACUAGUUGCAUAUGUUCAUUGCUAAACAUAGCUAAAACAUCGGACAUAGUCGGUCUGUCAGAAGGACUUUCUUGAACGCAUAAGAGGCCGACAUGCAUAAACCUCAGUGGCAAAAAUGAGGAAGGUAUUUCCAGGUCUGAAUCUAUGAACUCCAGCACCCUCUCGCUGAUCCACAACUCCCAUGCCUGAAGAUUGAAUACAUACGAUAGUGAGGAUACUUUUAAAAUUGGUUAUCAUGGACAUGCAUAUAUGACACUACAUUGUUAUAGACGUAAUAGGAAGAGUAAACCUACAUAUCCAAGUAGGCUGAGGCAAUCUGAGUGACGGAAACCUGUGCUCUUUUUUCCACUAAGGAUCUCUAGUAGCAAGACACCGAAGGCAAAGACAUCAGACUUUACUGAAAAUAAGCCCUCCAUGGCAUAUUCUGGGGACAUAUAACCGCUGGAAUAGAUAUUUGAGAGAAAAACUAUAUUAGUGAUCUUCUGUAGUCAAUACUUAGUUCUGGAGAUGUGAAUACUAAGACGUUUGGAUGUGGUUGUUACAUACUAUGUUCCCACAAUGCGGUUGGUAUUUGCUUGCAGCUCAUCUUCCCCGAAUAUUCUUGCCAUGCCAAAAUCGGAUAUCUUAGGAUUCAUAUCAUCAUCCAAUAAAACAUUGCUCGCCUUCAAGUCCCUAUGAAUGAUGCGCAAUCUAGAAUGUUGAUGGAGAUAAAGAAGCCCUUGAGUUAUACCUUCAAUAAUUUGAACACGACUUCUCCAAUCCAAUAGAUAUUUCUUACUCGGAUC